This is a messenger RNA of Ahaetulla prasina, 6814 nucleotides long. RefSeq names its product angiomotin like 1 (gene AMOTL1). Gene Ontology annotation, biological process: regulation of cell migration; hippo signaling; actin cytoskeleton organization. The transcript is spliced from 13 exons. The record is from RefSeq and is a predicted model, not a curated record. Bases 615 to 3440 code for a protein of 941 amino acids. Lineage: Eukaryota; Metazoa; Chordata; Lepidosauria; Squamata; Colubridae. Gene Ontology annotation, cellular component: bicellular tight junction; cytoplasmic vesicle; plasma membrane.
CGGAACAUCUGGAGGGCAAGCUAGAUUAGGGGGGGGCUGGCUAGCUAGCCAGCCUCAGGGCAGGGGGAAGGCAACCUUCUCCCAUACAGACACACACACAAGGCUGGCAAGGUGGGCGCAGCCCCGCAGAAGACACCCACCGCCGGGCCUCUCCCGGUCCUUGGCUGGGCAGCAGCCACCCCGGGGCUCCGCCCUGCCUGCGCUCCACCACCACCCCCUCUCUCGCCCGCCGCGUCCCGGAGAGAAAAACGUCCGAGGAGGCAAAAAAAGCGGCCAGUCCGACGCGCGUCCGGCCUGCGGAACGGAGCCUCUCGAGCGUUAGGACCUGGCCACGGGCGCCUCGGGGCGAGGUGCCAUUGCUGCGGCCGCCGCCGCCGCUUCCUCCGAGCCCCCCGCGCGCGCGUGGGUGGGCGGCUCGAAUUACGUCGCCGAGCCCGGACCCUUUGGCCGCAUCGGAGGAAAAAGCGGGGGCGGUUGGGGGGGGGAAAGCAAGCGAGCGAGCGAGCUUCGUUUCUCAAGCGGGGACGGGUCCCUCUCGGCUCAUCCCGGGGAUUUGCCUCGCUUCGCCGCGGCGGAUACAUGUGGGCCACCCUUAGGACCCAGAGACGUUUGCUAUGAUUUGGGCAGCCGUAGGCCCCCCCUCAAUCUGCUAUACUUCCAGUACUCCUGUGCAGGUACUGGAAGGCACUGACUAUCCUCAUACAGAUCCUCAUCUGUUUGGCAAUAGGCAAGAUGGUUCCCCAUUAAUGGUAGAAGCGGUCAAUAAUAUUGAAGCUGAAGACCCUUUGUGCAACUUCUACCCCCCAAGCUUUCUCCAGGCUUCAGAGGUGGAAAUGAGAGGUUCGGAGGAUGUUGUCCCCGGCAUUUUUUUACAGCGGUUGAUGCAGGAGUUGCGCUAUGGCAACCCCAACGAGAAUAUGAACCUGCUGGCUCUCCAGCACCAAGCUACGGGGAGUGCAGGGCCCUCCAACUCCACUGCCAGCAGCACCCUGUCUUCUUCUGUGGAAAACCUUGUGCCGGAAGACCCACAAAUGGUCCAGCAGUCAGCACGGCAGGAACCACAAGGCCAGGAACAUCAAGGGGAUAAUACGGUAAUGGAGAAACAGACCAGAGGCUCCCAGCCUCAGCAGAACAAUGAAGAAUUACCUUCUUAUGAAGAAGCCAAAGCUCAGUCUCAGUUUUUUAGAAGUCAGCAGCCUAGUGUUGUCGGGCCCAGUUUCUACAUGGCCAGCAGCACUGGUCCAAAAUCUAAAACGGAAGGUAGGCCAACUUUGGCCCGUGCCAACAGUGGACAGGCUCACAAAGAUGAGGCCCUGAAGGAACUGAAACAAGGCCACGUGCGCUCGUUGAGCGAGAGAAUCAUGCAGCUUUCCUUGGAAAGGAAUGGGGCCAAACAGCAUUUUUCUUGCUCAGGGAGAAGCAAAGGGUUCAAAUCCAGCGGGCCUUCCCCUUCCCCGGCUUCCAAUAAAGGCAUGGAUCUGAGAGGACCCCCUCCCGAUUACCCAUUCAAGAUCAAGCAGGGGGGCUCUCCAGGAAGCAAAAGUCAAGAGCCGGGUGUGUUUUUUAACGAACAACAUUCUGGAACCAUUCAAGAAAUGACAAAGGCAUCCUAUUCAGCAUCGCAGCCAGCGAGGAGCGAAGUAGCUAUUGUCCGAUAUCAGGGUCCCCCGGAAUAUGGGAUCACCAGUCGUCAGUGUGCAUCAUCUUUUCCAUCGCUGCCAACACCCCAGGAGCACAGCCCGAUGUCCUCCCAGACCUCCUCGCUUAGCGGCCCCCUGCACUCCGCAUCUCUGCCGCCUCUUUCAAUGGCCACAGCAUCCCAGUCUCUGCCCGCAACUCCGCCUAGUCAGCAGCCCCUCACACCAGAUGCCUUCACGAUAGUACAGCGAGCCCAGCAAAUGGUGGAGAUGUUGUCUGAAGAUAAUGAAGCCCUGCAGAAGGAGCUGGAGGGCUACUAUGAGAAAGCAGACAAGCUUCAAAAGUUCGAAAUGGAAAUUCAAAGGAUUUCAGAAGCUUAUGAGGACCUGGUGAAAAUCACUACCAAGAGAGAGUCACUUGACAAAGCUAUGCGAAACAAACUUGAAGGUGAAAUCAGAAGACUCCAUGAUUUCAACAGGGACUUGCAUGACCGACUGGAGACUGCAAAUAGGCAACUGGCCAGCCGAGAAUUUGAGGGACAUGAAAAUAAGGCAACAGAGGAUCUUUAUGCCUCUCAGAAUAAAGAGUACUUGAAGGAGAAGGAGAAGCUAGAAAUGGACUUGACGGCCUUGCGCCUGACCAAUGAGGAGCAUCGAAGGCACAUUGAGAUCCUGGACCAGGCUCUGAACAGCGCUCAAGCCAAAGUCAUUAAACUAGAAGCAGAGCUACGGAAGAAGCAAGCGCAUGUCGAGAAGGUAGAGAAGCUCCAGCAGGCCUUGACCCAACUUCAGGCGGCCUAUGAGAAGCGAGAGCAGAUGGAACAUCGGUUGCGCACCAGGCUGGAAAGAGAGUUGGAAUCCCUGAGGCUGCAACAGAAACAAGGGAAUUACCAAGCAGCCCCUGUGCCUGAGUACAACGUCCCAGCCUUAAUGGAGCUAGUGCGGGAGAAGGACGAGAGGAUCCUGGCUUUAGAAGCCGACAUGACCAAGUGGGAGCAGAAGUACCUCGAAGAGAGCACCAUCCGGCACUUCGCCAUGAACGCUGCAGCCACAGCUGCCACAGAAAAAGAUACUUUGUCCACCAACCACUCCCGCAGUGGCAGCUACAGUGAGAGUUCCCUGGAAAUCCGCAUAUGGCAGGAAGAACAGGAGAAGAUGCAAAACAACCAGAAGUGUCAGGACAUGGAAUACACAAUAAAGAAUCUGUACGCAAAAAUCAUCGAGAAAGAUGCCAUGAUCAAGGUCCUUCAGCAGCGAUCCAGGAAAGAGACCAGCAAAGGAGAUUCUGCAAGUUUGCGGCCCGCUCAGUCGGUGCCAUCGAUAGCCGCGGCUACAGGAACACACUCCCGUCAGACCUCCCUUAACCACACUCAGGGCGUUGAGGAGAAGAAAGAAGAGAAGUCUUGGAAAGAAAGCAUUGGUUUGCUGUUAGGGAAAGACACCUCUGAACAGUCAUCCAUCCCUUCGUUGACCCUUCCAACUCCUUCUUUGUCCUCUACAAUGUCUUCAUGGCCAGUCACCAUCUGCCAUGCUAAGAUGGGCAGCAAAGACAACAGCACUCAAACAGACAAAGGCACAGAGCUUUUCUGGCCCACUGCGGCUUCUUUUCCGGGUAGAGGGAAACUGAGUCACUGUUCUGGCAGCAGUCCAGCCCUGAGGCACAUCGCAGGCAAAAAUGCUGGGGAGAAACCGGAAAACUCUUCCAGCUGUGGGAAGCUCCUGGACAGCAGCAGAAGUAGAGUUAGCCAUCUGCUUCACAAGCCUGAAUUUCCAGAUCCAGAUAUGAUGGAAGUCCUUAUUUGAAGCCAUGGAGCUUUUGCUGCUUUGGGGGAAAGCACCUCUACACCCUGGAGAGAGAGAGAGAGGCGGGUGUGUGUGUGUUGUUUUCGUUGCUGUGCUUGAAUUAAAAACUCUGGAGGACAUCGCAAAACUGGACCAAGAAAGUUCGAACCUAGAAGAAAACUCCAGGUGAAUCUGAGAGUUGAAGAGAGCAGGAGACUCAGAAUGUUGGUGAUAGGACAUUUGGGAUGUCUGCUAUGUGCAGUUAACCAUGCUGUGGAUUUGGGGUGGGGUGGGGAAAGGCAAGACGUUAUAGGAAUCAGAGGACGUCUCUAUGGAGGAUGUGUUUGAUGUGUCAGGAACUGUUCUCCAACCACCUAACCAGUAACAUCAUUGGGUGGCAUUUUGCCCACAUGGAAUUCUUUUGAAUUGUAUUUGCAAUUCUUGGGUGAGGGAGCAGGACUUCCAAAUAUCGUUCUUUUAGCUGCUAUCUUCUUCCUGCUUUUCCUUUUUUGAUCCCUCCACCAUCUGGGUUUGCUUCUACUGUAUGUCAAACACGCCGAUGUAGAUCUCUGGUAGAACAAAGUUUAGACAAGUUAAUCCUAAAUUCUUUCCAUGAUCUCUUUAUAGCUGUCUCGGUCUACAGAAGUCCCUGAAUGCUGUUGACAACAGUGGGGAAAUGAGUUGACAUCCAGGUGCUCAAUGCAUGAGAGCCAUGACUUGCUGUGAUCUUAUUCCAUAAGAUCAUCUGCAUUAUGAAACUAAGCAAUCAGUGAACAAAUCAGCUGAAACUCUCCAACUCCUUCAAAUUUAAUUUAUUCGGGCUGUGUCAGAGCCCAGUUCAUUUAGCCCUAAAGUUAAUAAUCCCAGAAGCAUCGAAUGAGAUUAAUUCUUUGGAUUCAUAGCAAAAUUCCUGAUGGAGACCGGUCUCUGUCCAGAGGUCAUGCGUCCAAACAGUCAUGUGUAAAGAUAGCCACCGGGUUUCAACCGGUGUAACAAUCGGUUUGCUGAGUGCACAUGCGUCAAACGCGCUCCGCGCACGCACAGUAUGUUUGAAAACAGCUCUAAAACUUACCUUCUACUGCAGCCCCGCUGAGUAAAACAGCUGAGGCGUGGCAAUCCGCUCUGCCACGCCUAUCAGCUGGGCUUCAAACAAAGAGAAUAUAGGUCGGUAUAGCACAGGGGCGGGGAGGCAGGCCCAGCUGAUUGUCAGAGCAAACCAAUUCACUCUCAGCUGAUCGUCAGAGCUACCAGUUCUCCCGAACCGGCUGAAUCCCACUCCUGAAGAUAGCCCAUUUUAGGAUCAGCUUUGCUGACUUGCCAGUAGAUCUAUUUAUGACCUGGUGCUAAAUAAGGUAUAUUUGAGUGUCUGCUAUAAGCCGGAAUGUUGAAAGAGUCCUAAUAUAAUGUAGGAAGUAGUUAACACGGUGGUCCCUUCCGGAUGGGGCCAAAUGUGCAGCUGUUUUUUGUAUUCCCCUCUUGUUGUGUAGUGUAUGCCUGUGUACCUCGCUAAAAGUCCUUAGUCCACGUAGCAGUGUUCUGGUUUUGCUCUGACUCAUAAAUUUGCCUCUUCAUCAGAUGUUAGGUGGAAAAAAAAUGUCUCCCAAGGCUUGUAGUAGUAGAUCAGGCGUGUCAAACUCAAUUUCAUCAAGGGCCGCAUCAGGAUUGUGUUUGACCUCGAGGGGGAGGGGGUCCUGGGGUGUGUGUGGCUGGGGGGGGGGGCGUGGCCAUGUUACUCAUUUCAGGGGCACCUGUGGUGGCCUGAGUGCUCUGCCAGCUCCAUUUUCGGCUGGGACAGCCUCCUGCAACCCUCUGCCAGCAAAAAUGGAGCUUUGGACGGCUGCACAUGGUCCUCCCGAGCUCUGUUUUCAUUGGCAGGGGGCAUCGCGGGCCAAUCCUUCACUGUUUCCAGGAUGGCCCCGCGGGUCAGAUCUAAACACCCCAUGGGCCAGAUCCGGCCCCCGAGUCUUAUGUUUGACACCUCUGCAGUAGAUAUGCUACUUCCCAGAGUAUCUGUAGAUAGCAAGGUCAUGCAAAUUUUCUUUUCCUCUUUCCCUUCCUCUAUGGACCAGAGAGACGGUCUUACUGCCUCUUGUUACGGACAUGUUUUAAAUCCAGGACAGGGAGGCCCUUGUUCUCUGUGGCAAGAAGCCCAAAAUGCAGCACUGUAUCGAGGCCCAGUUAUGUUUUAGCAUAAAUAGCGGGUCUUGAAUUCUGACUGUCUGUGGUCUUAACUCAAAUUUCUCUCCACAGACUGUAAGGCAUAGAUGUAUACCAGGAUUCUAUGUAGCGUUGCUUGCUCAGCGCUGUUCCUGACGCGCAAAACAUGGCAACCUAGAAGGAAAUUAAGGUCUAAAAGCUGCUUCUUUAUAUAUUUAUAUGUAUGUACACUUCAAUGUACAUACCUUGCCACAUUUCAUUAAAGACCAGGCCUUCUAUUUAUAACUUCCUGACGGUACAUUUUACAUCCAAGAUUCCACUUGCAAACAAAGGGCGAAUUGUUCCCAGUCUUUUUGUGUAUGCAAACUGCAGGCGGCUUACCCAAGCCAAAAAGAAACCAGGACAUUAAAAUCUUGUUAAUCUGGCUGCAUGCAAAUAAUAAUAAUAAUAAUAAUAAUAAUAAUAAUAAUAAUGUGACUGUAGAUUUUUUUAGAUGCCAAAAUAUGAGGGCCCCAGAGUCUAAGCAAAGUAGGGUGGGGCCAAAAUCUAGGGGUCUUUUUUUUUUUUUUUGCAUUGGGGUGGGGUGGAGGGGGGGGGAAAGGUUGGCUAGAUUUUCUAGGCAAGUUGCAAAUCUUUAAUAUCCCUGCCCCCUUUCCCCUUAACCAGUCUGGUGUGAUCCUCAAGCUGAUGGAAGUUCACCCCCAUUCCAGUCCAUCCUAUCAGAGCAGGGGUCUAUAACCUUGGCAACUUUAAGCCUGGCGGACUUCAACUCCCAGAAUUCCCCAGCCAGUUUUGCUGGGGGAAUUCUGGGAAUUGAAGUCCUCCAGCCUUAAAGUUGCCAAGUUUGGAGACUCCUGUAUUUAGAGCAUAAUUUAUCUAUAGUAUUGCAUUUGUAGAGUGGCUGCUAUACUUGUAAACCAAUGUUUUCUAGCUUGCUCAAUACCUGAUCGCUGUGCUGCUAUGGUGUUAUCCUGCCUGACAUUUAUAUAGCAUUAUGUAGUUAUAUUCCAGGCAAACAGAUUGUAAGAUAAUGUCAAUUUUUCCCCCCAUUGCGUUUCUGUUGUGCAGAUUGGCUACUGCGGAGCAUUGUACAGCUUGAAUGUGUUUUGUAUAUAUACAUAGCGUCUCAUUUUCCAUAACAAAUAUGGGUGACUCUGGCCAGCCAAAGAAUUUUUUCCUGUUCUCGGCUGCUUAAAUUUGUGCCUUAAUAUUGUAUAUAAUAAAUGUAUACAACCGCG